UCGAAUUUCUUCAUGAAGUGAACUGACUUCAAUGCACAAUAUGUAUCUCAACAGUAUGUGUAACAUAAGCCAACCUUCUUUCGCCAUUAAGUCCAAACCAGACUUUUCCUCCGGUGUUCUGAUAUUAUUGGGUGUUCUCAUGGCAUUGUUAGCCCUCAUUACAGUUCUUGGAAAUGCUUUGGUCAUCCUGGCUUUUGUUGUGGACAAGAAUCUGAGAUAUCGGAGUAAUUAUUUCUUUCUAAAUCUUGCUAUUUCUGAUGUUGCAGUGGGUGCAUUCUCUAUCCCUGUGUAUAUCCCAUACGUCCUAACAGGAACAUGGCAUUUAGGAAAAGUCUUCUGUAAACUCUGGCUUAUUGUAGAUUCUCUCAUGUGCUCGGCUUCAUCAUUUAAUAUUGUUCUUAUCAGCUAUGAUCGGUUCCUAUCAGUCAGCAAUGCUGUGUAUUACAGAAGUCAUCAGACAAUGACUUCAAAGGCUGUUGUUUUACUGGUAGCAAUCUGGGUUUUUGCAUUUUUACUUGAUGGCCCAGCAAUAAUCAUUUGGGAAUAUGUGGUUGCCUGCAGCAGUAUGCGUGAUGGAGAGUGCUAUCCUGAAUUAAUCUUCAACUGGUAUAUUUCCAUGUGCAUUUCAGUCUUGGGGUCAUUUAUACCUUUAUUCUCUGUAGCUUAUUUCAACCUGCGUGUCUUCCAGACCAUACAAAAGCACAAGAGAAACAGCUCUGUACAGUUGUCAAAUUCUCCAAAGGGCAAGAGACAGCCAUGGAGACUUUGCACUUUGUUGAAAAAAAGAAUGCCUUCUCCUGAUUUAGAAACAAAGGACAGUGUUUCUGCAUCCUCAGGAAUACAGAAUCAGUCACUGGCACUUGACAGUUCAAAUCUAUCUCAAAUCCAUUCAAUAAUCUCUGAAAAUGAUGACUUGGGGUCUUAUAGAAAAAAGACUCAGUCCAAACCACAGAGACAUAAAAACAUUGCAAAACCACUUUCCAUAAUUGUUUGUAUCUUUACUAUUUGUUGGGCACCAUAUUCAUUCCUUACACUUAUUCGUGUAGCCUGCAGUGGAACAUGUGUGUCUGACUCUUUGCAUGAAGCUACAUUUUGGCUUUUGUGGAUCAAUUCAUCUGUGAACCCUUUUCUCUACUCUCUCUAUCAUGUUAAGUUUCGAAGGGCUUUCAUCAAAAUGUUAUGCCCCCAAAAGCUUGUGGGACUAAGUCAAUCAUCCUCUUCUUAGGAUACCAGUACAGGCAGUCCUCAACUUACAACGUUUCGAGUUACAACGUUUCACACUUACAACGUUUAUAAAUUGACACCCUGUUUCAACUUUACAACACCAGUUUCAACUUACAACACUUGAUCUGAUGCAAUGCCAUGCCAGCAAACAAGUUCGCUGCAUUGCUCAUCUCCCUGGAGAACAUCUGUCCAAACUUCCUUGGACACUUUCUUUAAGGAAGCAGCCAAGACUCCUGAGAAGACUGCAGCCAAGAGCCCUUCAAAAAGUCCAGCAAAGUCACCUCAAAGAAGUCCUUCCAAAUCAAUAUGAUUGCUAUUUACAAUAUAAAUAUAUUAAUGUACCUAUAUUACUCAUCUAUAAUUGAUCGAGUACAAAAUUCUGGGGUAUUUUUGGUGAAAAAAGGGUAUUGGGCUUUGGUUCAGGAACGAA
Messenger RNA from Alligator mississippiensis (American alligator), 1654 nucleotides. Its product is annotated as histamine H3 receptor-like. Gene Ontology annotation, cellular component: membrane. Gene Ontology annotation, biological process: adenylate cyclase-activating adrenergic receptor signaling pathway. The coding region runs from base 32 to 1225 and encodes 397 amino acids. NCBI's taxonomy places the organism in Eukaryota, Metazoa, Chordata, Crocodylia, Alligatoridae. Gene Ontology annotation, molecular function: histamine receptor activity. The transcript is spliced from 3 exons. The record is from RefSeq and is a predicted model, not a curated record.